AUGGAGGGAGUCUCACCUCUGCUCUACAUCACCAGCUGCUCGGACUUGUUCACUGCUCUGCUCAACAUGCUCUGGGCUGGAAGGAUGGAGCUUUUCCUCCUUCACUACCCCUUUACCUGUCUGCUCAUUGCCUUUCUAGUCCUCUACCAGGUGAAACCUGCAUUCAGAUUCUUCUGCAAGAUGACCUUCUAUAAAUUAUGGCUCUUCACCAUAAGCAUUGGGGUUGCCAUCCUCAGUAUUCCUCGUGGACGUAACGUGGACAACAUGAUGUUUUUGCGCACAUUGACCGUGCCACUCAAAUACAUCUUUGGCAUUCAGAUAGUGGUGAAAGGCAAGGAGAACCUCAGGACUAAGAAACCUUUUGUCCUGGUGCUGAAUCACCAGACCUCCCUUGACAUCAUGGUGAUGAUGGAGAUAUUGCCAAGGCGCUGUGUGCCCAUUGCAAAGAAGGAGAUCCUGUACAUGGGCACAUUUGGCCUGGCCUGCUGGCUCGCAGGGGUCAUCUUCAUCGACCGCAAGAGGAGGGAAGAGUCCAUUGGCACCCUGACAGAGGUGGCACACUCCCUGCACAAGGACAAUUUGCGUGUCUUGAUCUUCCCUGAAGGAACUCGCAACCAUGGUGGCUCCAUGUUGCCCUUCAAACGUGGGGCCUUCCAGCUGGCUGUGAAAGCCCAGGUCCCCAUUAUUCCUGUAGUGUUGUCUUCCUACAACAACUUCUACAACCAGAAGGAGAAGAAAUUUACACCAGGAAAGAUGAUCAUCCAGAUUCUGCCAGAAGUGGAGACGCUGGGCCUGGGCCCAGAUGAUGUUCCCAAGCUGACCGAGCAGGUCCGUGACUCCAUGCUCUCUGCCUACCAGGGGAUAUCGGGAAUGAUGAAUGGAGCUUCCCAUUAGCAAUCCCACCUUCCAGUUCCAGCUGUGUGUGCCACAGUGCAGGGGAGGCCAUGACAACCACAGAAAGGUCUGGCAGCAGAGACAACUGUGGAUUGCAACGCUGACAAACCAGAGA
This is a messenger RNA of Motacilla alba alba, 1009 nucleotides long. RefSeq names its product 1-acyl-sn-glycerol-3-phosphate acyltransferase alpha-like. The record is from RefSeq and is a predicted model, not a curated record. Gene Ontology annotation, cellular component: endoplasmic reticulum; membrane. Gene Ontology annotation, molecular function: 1-acylglycerol-3-phosphate O-acyltransferase activity. NCBI's taxonomy places the organism in Eukaryota, Metazoa, Chordata, Aves, Passeriformes, Motacillidae. Gene Ontology annotation, biological process: phosphatidic acid biosynthetic process.